AUGGAUAUUUUCUCAGCUCAUAGUCCGAUCAACUUCGGCUUUCCAUCUUUGAAGCUUUUCAGUCUUCCUCCAAGCCAGCCUUACAAGCCGAUACCACGGCCUCCGCCCAGCGUGCCUUCGCAUGUAUUGGCGAAUUCGCUGUUUCAGCGGAUACGUAUUGACCCUGAUAUAUUUUAUACUUCCCUUGACAUCAAGUUUGUCCUCACUUUCACGGCGAUAUAUGUCACUACGGUUCUUUACUUAAAUAAAUUCAACGCCAGUCGGCAAUAUCGGCCAUGGCGUUUCACCAAAACUUCCGCAUUCAAGGCCCUGGUUGUGGCGCAUAAUGCACUCCUUGCUCUCUUUUCAGCAUGGACUUUUUGCUCGCUCUUUACGAUCAUAUUGCCCCUUUGGGACGUGGCUGUCGCCAACGCGGGUCCUAAUUAUUACGCUCAUGUGGCGGAAUUGCUCUGUGAAACGGACUCCAAUGCAUAUCGAGUCCUGCCAAUAUCCAAAAGCCUAUGGGAAGCAGGAGGCAGCUACGUCGGCUGGCUCUUCUAUAUGAGCAAGUUCUACGAAGUCGUAGAUACGCUGAUCAUCCUUGCGCGAGGGAAGAAAAGCUCAACGUUGCAAACAUACCACCAUGCUGGAGUGAUCAUAUGUGGGUGGGCAACAGUGCUAUAUGAGUCCCCCUUGGGAGCUAUUGGUGUAGUUUUGAACUCGGCAAUCCAUACAUUGAUGUACACGUACUUUACAAUUCAAACACUCGGUAUCUAUGUCCCUGUGGGCUUCAAACGCACCCUGACAAAGCUUCAACUUGCACAAUUCUUUGUCGGCUGGAUCUGGGGGUACACAUACUUGUUUAUGAGUUACAAGGUUCCAUUGGAUGUGACUGCAGGAAGUAUCAACAAUGGAUCCACACCGAGAUUGGACUCGGGCAAGAGCCACGAUAAUAUCCGCAAGGGCUUGCAAAUCAAGAUGUCGACAAGUGAAAGUGCAGUCUCAUGCUUGAGUGACAGUGGGGAAGCCUUCACCAUUAUCGUUACGAGCAUCUAUAUUAUUCCCUUGAUCUACCUGUUUGCGCAGUUUUACAUCAAGGCAUACAUGAAACAGGACAGUGAUGAUUGA
Messenger RNA from Penicillium subrubescens, 1107 nucleotides. Its product is annotated as elongation of very long chain fatty acids protein. The transcript is spliced from 3 exons. Gene Ontology annotation, biological process: very long-chain fatty acid biosynthetic process; fatty acid elongation, polyunsaturated fatty acid; fatty acid elongation, saturated fatty acid. The record is from RefSeq and is a predicted model, not a curated record. Gene Ontology annotation, cellular component: endoplasmic reticulum membrane. Bases 1 to 1107 code for a protein of 368 amino acids. Lineage: Eukaryota; Fungi; Ascomycota; Eurotiomycetes; Eurotiales; Aspergillaceae. Gene Ontology annotation, molecular function: fatty acid elongase activity.